CCCAUUUUAGGUUAACCCAUCGUGGGUUCCUCUUGCUGGUUUUGAAAAGAAAAGAAAAGCGAUUAAAAAAAUAUAACAUCGUCUCUCCCUCUCUCUCCCUUGGACAAAUUCAGGCAUUCCGGUUCACAAAGACAACACAGACAACCUCAGGUUAAAUGGACGAAUCUGAGAAAAGAAAGGAACGACUAAGGGCAAUGCGCACAGAAGCUGAAGAAGCUGAAGCUUCUCAUAGUGUUACAACUUCAGCUGUCCCCGGUUACCUUUCCAAUCCGUUGGCUGAAGAUAGUGCAGCUAUACCAGUGCACGAGGAACCUUGUGCUCCUUCUAGGUUUGACUUUUACACAGACCCUAUGGCAGCCUUCUCUUCUGACACUAAAAGGGUUAAAGUUGGCAACCAGAUUGCGCCGAGUAAUUUCGGACGUUCAAAUACGGGUGGUUCUCCUAUGGCAAGGACGGGUGGUUCUCCUAUGGCAAGGCAUUCGUCACCUCUUUCAGGAGGACCAAGGAACCCUGAAAUGACUGCUCCUCCAUCCCAUCAGUUUCAGAGCAAUUAUUCACCAGAUCAGAGAAUGUAUCAAGUACAACAAGGUUUCUGUCAAAACUUUGGUCCUCAAAGAAACCCCAUAGGAAUAGUGAGACCAUUCCCUAUGCAUCAUGGAAAUCCACCCGAAGUCUGGAAUGGAGCUGAAGGUGCUGCCAAUUAUAGUUUUCCAUCUGAUCCUUCAAGAGAAUGCAGGUUUCCUGGCCCUGGGUUUAGACCACCAGGAAGCCUUGGAUUUAGACCACCAGGAAGCCCUGUACUUGGACCACAAGGAAGCUCUGGAUUUGGACCACCAGGAAGCCCUGGAUUUAGACCACCAGGAAGUCCUGGAUUUAGACCACCAGGAAGCCCUGGAUUUGGACCACAAGGAAGCUCUGUAUUUGGACCACCAGGAAGCCCUGGAUUUAGACCACCUGCAAGCCCGGGAUUUAGACCACUAGGAAGCCCUGGUUCCAAUAGUGGGCAAGGCAGGGGGCACUGGCGUAGCAAUAGUCCAAGCCCUCGUUCAGUACAUGGAGGCAAUACUAGUCCUAGUUCAAGUUCAGGAAGAGGUGGGGGGCACUGGAGCACAAAUCCUGGAUCGGGACGGAGAGGUGGAAGAGGGCUGGGCUCUCAUGGUCGUUCUACAAUGGAAAAACAAUUGGGGCCAGAGCGGUAUUACAAUGAUUCCAUGGUUGAAGACCCAUGGAAGUUUUUGAAACCUGUUAUCUGGAAAGGGGUAGAUACUCCCAUGAAACGUUACUACAGCCCUGGCUCUUCAAAACCCCCAAUUGAAAAAUCUAGUAGCACAAAAGAUGCUAGCAUUUCAGAAGGCUCAAACAAGUCCACUUCACAGCCAAGCUUGGCAGAGUACUUGGCCGCCUCAUUCAAUGAUGCUGUCAAGGACACACCAACUACAUAACCUUUGCUCCUGAGUUCCAGGAAGAGCCUCUCACUGUAUUAAUGUACCGGUAAAAAAGAUGGCAAACCAGAAGAUAGAAGCAAGCGGUACAGAAGGUUCAAACAACUGCACUCUACAACCAAGCUUGACAGAGCACUUGGUCGCUUCAUUCAAUGAAGCCAUCAAUGGUGCACCAAGCAACAAUUGCUCCUGAUUUCCUGGCAGAAGUUCGAAAUAUUAAUGCCCUUUAGAGAAAGAUGGAAAACCGUAGUGGUGCUAAGUAGGCACCAACUGGAUCGAUGGAUUUCUAAAAGCACUGAGAGUUUGAUGUGUUGGCAUGUGAUAAUUUUCAAAAACAAAGGGAGAUGUCAACUGGCUGCUGGUUUCUGGAAUUUGUUUAAGACGGAAUCAUGGUAUCAGUGUUUUUCAAGUUAAGGUUGCAAUUAGAGAAGUUCCAUUUGCAGUUGAAUUAUUUUCUCAGUUUUCUUUGUUCAUGUUCACCGGAGAAAGAUAUCCUUAUGCUACAAUUUUGCGUGCGAGCAAUGCCAUUCCUUUCAAGAAUGUAUUGGAAAAACCUAAUCGCCCUUUUGCAACUUACUGUCCCCAAAAGUUGAUUUUGAAACUGGCUUUUAGCACUAAGAAGUCUGUCUUUUGCAGCUUGAAGUCCGAGAACUGCGAAGAUGUGUGCUUCAUGUUUCUUUUUGUGAACCUAGUGAAAUCUGCAAGUUUUAACUGCAUAGAUUAUGCAAUUCAUCCUUUUUGGAUUGCUUUUCAAGUAAAAUAUUCAAUUUUUUAUAAUAUCAAUGUUAUUCUAGGAUUAUAGCAAUUGAGCUCUGCUACACGUCAAUUUAUUCAUCAUAUUUUGUUCA
Messenger RNA from Prunus mume (Japanese apricot), 2290 nucleotides. RefSeq names its product hydroxyproline-rich glycoprotein family protein (gene SIC). NCBI's taxonomy places the organism in Eukaryota, Viridiplantae, Streptophyta, Magnoliopsida, Rosales, Rosaceae. The record is from RefSeq and is a predicted model, not a curated record. Gene Ontology annotation, biological process: miRNA processing; mRNA splicing, via spliceosome.